AUGGCGGAGGCGGCGCUGGGAGCGCUGUGCCGCGGCGGAGGCUGGUCCUACGCCGCCAUCUGGCGCUCCGACCGUCGCGACCCACGGUUGCUUACGAUAGGAGAGUGCCACUGUGAAGAUGAAGCCAGAAAAGUUGUUGAAAAUAUGCUUAAUCAGGUCCAUGUUGUUGGAGAAGGCAUCAUAGGGUCAGCUCUUGUAAGUGGGGAGUGCCAAUGGAUUUCUGAUGAUAUUUCAUUUAAUUUAGUCCAGCCUUGUAACACAGAAAGCCUAGGCUUAUUUCAGGGCUAUACUUGGUGGCAACAUCAGUUCCUGAGCGGAAUAAAGACUAUUGCAGUAGUACCUAUCCCGGCGCUUGGUGUGGCACAGUUCGGCUCAACCCAAAAGGUAUCUGAGAACUUAGAGUUUGUUGACCAUGUUAAAGGCACAAUUUGUAGAAGAGAAAGGAUUGUAUGGGAUCCUUCAACCAAACAUAUUCAAGGAGAUGAUUUCUCUCAUAUCAGUCAAUUUCAACUCAAUUCUCUGAGCACGAAAGGUCGUACAGGUAUCAACGCUGACACAGAAAACAAUAAUCUUCUUGAAAACACAGUAAGUAUGGAAUCUCUCGGGAGUUUAGUAAGUACUUCAAGCAAUUACACUCCAAGCUCUUCAAAUGGUUUCACCACCUACGGGAGUUGCAACAGUCGGAAUCCUACUCAUAUAGUGGCCAUGCCAGUGAACUCCAAGUCAAUUAAUGCGGUCAGAGUAUUUCAUAAUGCCAGCAAUUUAAUGCAGCACAAUAGUGGUUCAGUAAAUCCAUUGCAAAUUCAAUCUAGCAAACAGCCUGAUUCUACUAUAGCAAGUGCAACCACAUCUUACUCCAGUUUAAACAAUCUUCCUAGAAUAGAGCAUGAGCUGUCAUGCACACCUAACAAGUUAGGAUAUCGCCUCCAAAGUGAAAAAUCAUCAAGUUUCCAUAAUUCAUUCUCAUCUUGUUAUUCUGUUGUUGAUGAGCUGAAACCCAUGUUAUUUGACAACAACGCCUCUCGUGUUGAAAGUAACCUGAUGCAAGAGGUCGACACUACUGGAUUUACUUCACAGGCUAAUUGUGCAGUCUAUGAAUUGCCGAAUCAAAUGUUAGAAGAAACUGCUGCAGGGAUUGUAAACACUGGCAGGAAAGGAGGAGAUACCAGUUUGCUAGACAGUACCGUAUUCGAUCCCCUCUUGCAUGAUUGGUGGGAUAACAGUGUCCUUCUAGCAGGAAACAUUCCACAUUUUGGAGCCACUACCACAGUAUCUGUUACAGAACAGUCAAAUAGUGAUCCAUUAUCAGUUGAAGGGAGGGGGCUGUUUUCAGAAACUGUCCUUGAAGAACUUCUUGGAGCUACUGGCAAUGUUAAUACGGAUACAACAUGUGGCCCUGUUGCGGCUAGCACUGAUUCUUUAGCUAACUGUUUCUCAGGCUGUGAAUUACCAGGGUACACCCUCCAAGACUCUUACUCAGUGAGCAAGGAACAAGUACCAUCAUUGAACUUCCCUUCCAGUAGCUACACAUCUGAAAAUAUGCCAAAUGGAGCAUCAAAGACAAUCCCAGUGUCCCUGGCCAAUUUAUCUAUGGAUGACUGUUGCAGCUUGAACACUGCAAGUUCCAAGGUCGGACAGGUGACAAAUCCCGAGGGCAUAAAGGUUAUAAAGAAAAGAGCUAGGCCAGGUGAGAGCACACGGCCAAGGCCAAAGGACCGGCAGCAAAUACAAGAUCGCGUCAAGGAAUUGCGUGAGAUAGUCCCGAACAGUGCAAAGUGUAGCAUCGAUGCUUUGUUGGACCGAACAAUCAAGCAUAUGAUCUUUCUACAAGGUGUAACUAAGUAUGCAGAGAAAAUCAAACAAGCUGAUGAGCCCAAGAUGAUAAGCAAGGAUACUGGUGCGAUCUUGAAAAAUAAUUCAAGUGGUGUUGUCUUGAAAGAUAACUCCAGCACUACCAGCAACGGUGGUGCCACAUGGGCCUAUGAGGUUGCUGGACAGACUAUGGUUUGCCCAAUAAUCGUCGAGGAUCUUGCACCACCUGGUCAGAUGCUUGUGGAGAUGCUAUGUGAGCAACGUGGAUUUUUCCUAGAGAUAGCAGACACCAUACGUGGAUAUGGACUGACAAUCUUGAAAGGUCUCAUGGAGCUCCGUGAUGGCAAGAUAAUGGCACGAUUUCUUGUCGAGGCAAACAAGAACGUGACUAGGAUGGACAUAUUUUUGUCACUUGUUCAGUUACUACAACAAAAUAGCCUCAAUAGAUCUUCUGACCAGCUAGCUAAGGUCAUUAGCAGCGGGGUUCCAUCUUUCGUGGAGCAUCAGCAAUCUCCAAUGUUGAUUCCGGUUGGCCUUGCUGAGAGGUGACAGUGAACACUAAAUUUGGAGAUCGUAUUAGGGGAUAUCAAUUGGAGCCAUUCAGAGUACUCAUGCUUGAUGCUGACUGUCAGGCGUUGUUGGGAUCAUGUGAGUGACAAGCGUACAGUGUCGCGAAUGUGCAUUGCGUUAUGAAGAAAAGUUCUCGUUUUCUUUUUGUCAAUUAUAUGUACAUGUUCUUUUCUUAGAAACGUCAAAUUAGUUCUCUUUUUUUUUACCCCAACGCUUUGUGUUAAUGUAUUGUGUUGUGUGUAGUGAACUAGUGAUGAGUGAUUUUUUCGACAAAAAAGGUGGCUUGUGGAGACUUUGUACUUUGUGCAAUUUUUAAUACU
This is a messenger RNA of Lolium rigidum, 2702 nucleotides long. Its product is annotated as transcription factor EMB1444-like. The transcript has 10 exons. The record is from RefSeq and is a predicted model, not a curated record. NCBI's taxonomy places the organism in Eukaryota, Viridiplantae, Streptophyta, Magnoliopsida, Poales, Poaceae. Gene Ontology annotation, molecular function: DNA-binding transcription factor activity; protein dimerization activity. Bases 1 to 2361 code for a protein of 786 amino acids. Gene Ontology annotation, biological process: regulation of DNA-templated transcription.